Molecule: messenger RNA, 2622 nt
Organism: Brugia malayi
Lineage: Eukaryota; Metazoa; Nematoda; Chromadorea; Rhabditida; Onchocercidae
Product: sodium-independent organic anion transporter family protein
Exons: 18
Coding region: 1-2622 (873 amino acids)
Biological process (GO): transmembrane transport; sodium-independent organic anion transport
Cellular component (GO): membrane
Molecular function (GO): protein binding
Source: RefSeq, a predicted model, not a curated record
AUGCAAGCAGUAAAUGAUGGUACAGUUAACAAUAUGCUGCACAUUGAGUGCAAACAUGUAGACGAUAAUGUAAGGAAUGCUGAAACCCGCUCGGCUCCAGGGGAUCUCGAGAAGCCAUCAUCUUCUCGAGAGUAUCACUUCUCCCGUAAUGCUAUUGGCAAUAAUUCCGAAAGAUCAGAAUCACCAGGAUCUGGUGGUUUUAAUGACAAAUCUCAAUUAUCUAAGUCAGAAGAGUCCAAAAAAAGACCCGCUGGACAUUAUAGAAAUUAUAAUAAUGGUUUUGCGUCGGGUCCACCAUGGCCAAUGCAAAAACGAGAAAAGCCUUGGUCAACAGUAUGUGUGUGGCAAAAGCAACAACAAAUUCAGGCUAUCGAAAAAGAGAUCAAUGUUAUGGCAACAGAAUCCUUGGUUGGGAUACGGAAUUGGAGGCCUAAAUGGUUGCAGCGGUUUGGUAAAAGAAAUUGGAUGUUGUUGUGGUUAUGUUGGUUUUGUACAGUACAGGGAUUGCUUGUAAAUGGUUUGGUCCCUUCGGCAAUAACUUCUAUAGAACGAAGAUUUCAGUUCAACUCAUCAACUAUAGGUCGUAUCAUGCAGUUCUACGAUUUUGGCUAUGUACUUUUGUGUAUACCUGUUUCUUACUUUGGUGGACGUCAUUCAAAACCAAUGGUGCUUGCAGCGGGAUUAUUACUGAUGGCAUUAGGCAGCUUUAUUUUUACAAUGCCACACAAUUUCUCUGAUUCAUAUACUUCUACCCAUAAUGCUCAUGAACCUACAUUUAGUAAAUGCCAUCCUUCACAUACAUCUUCCGGACUCAGAAAAAAUUAUGCUCUACUAAAUAAUUCACUUUAUGCACUAAUGUCAGCGGCUAGUGCUGAAGCUUUACGAAGCUGUCCAUCUCCCGAAAAUCAGCCCGGUACGUUCCGAUACGUGUUUCUAUUUUGUCUUGGUCACUUUCUUCAUGGUAUUGGUGCAACACCACUGUUCACUCUUGGUGUUAGUUAUAUCGAUGAAAAUGUUGGCCCAACUCUUUCUUCGCUUUAUCUUGGUAUUUUCUAUGCCUUUGCAAUAUUUGGUCCGGCUUUUGGCUUCCUAAUGUCUAGUUCAUUUUUGCGCUAUCACACAGAUUUCUUGCAAUCAGAGCUUCAUAUCAAGAUUUUAAAUAUCGAUGAAACGGAUCCAAAAUGGGUAGGUGCUUGGUGGAUUGGCUUUCAGAUAGCUAGUAUUUUAGCUUUAAUUGCCGUUUUUCCCAUAUUGGUCUUGCCGAAAGUCCUUCCGGAAUCACUUAAAUGGCAUCGAACACGUUUACAUGAAGAAACGAUAGGCAGUACAAAAAAACGUAGUGCAGAAUGUUGCGGUAUUCCAUCUACCAGCAAAACAGCUGCAAUUUGUGGACCUCUUUUGCCAGCGGAAAGUGAAGGUGCAACAACUGUUCAAACUAUAACAAUUGGAGAAUCAAUGCCAGCACUACAGAAUAAUCGUGGUCCAUUCUGGUACCACAUAUGGCUUGACGUACGACAUAUACCAAUAGCUAUCUAUAGAAUAAUAUCUAAUGGUAGUUAUAUGCUUAUAACUUUUGCCAUGGCUGUUGAUGGAUUUAUUAUAACGGGUGCAUCGACAUUCAUGUCAAAGUAUCUUGAACGACAGUUCAGCGUUGCACCAAGCAAAGCAAAUAUGUUGAUUGGUUGUAUAAUGGUUCCAAUGGCUGGAAUAGGUACAAUGUUCAGUGGUUUCAUCGUUCAACGAUUUCGUUUAAGCUGUGUUAAAACUUUGAAAUUUUGCAUAGCAUUACUAAUGUGUACGCUUAUCUUAUCACCAAUGUAUCUUGUUUAUUGUGAUCACGAUCCACUUGCUGGAAUUGAAGAGCAUUAUGAAAUGGACGUCGCUUCAAAUUCAGAUCAGAAUAAUAAUGCUACAGAAAUGCUACCAUCUCUAAAAUCCACCUGUAACCGUCAUUGUGACUGUGUUCCAAGUGAAUAUCAUCCAGUAUGUGCUGAGUUUUAUAAUGAAAAGCAAAUCUCUUUCUAUUCGCCAUGUUUCGCCGGUUGUCAGCAAAAUUAUGAACCGCUCAGAAAGAUGUAUUACAACUGUUCAUGUGUGCCUGAAAAUACUAGAUUUGGAUAUCGGACUGUUAAGAAUGGAUUGUGUGAAUCAAAGUGUAGAGGACUUUUUGCAUUUCUUGCUCUAUUUGCUCCGUUCUGUUUUUUUGCAUUUGCUGUUGGAGUUCCAUUAAUUUCAGUAGUGUUAAGAACAGUUGAUUAUGCUGAGCGUUCAUUUGCGCUUGGAAUUCAGUGGAUUUUGGUGAGAGUUAUUGGCACUAUUCCUGCACCAGUUCUUUUUGGAUGGAUGUUUGAUGUGUCGUGCAUUCGUUACAAUUUAGAUGUUUGCUCCGGAAAACAAGGAAGCUGCAUGCUAUAUCAGAAUAAACUUUUGGCCGAUCUUUUUCUUGCUUUCAGUGUGAUUGGUCAGACAAUUGCCAUGGUGUUCCUAAUUUGCACAUUAUUAUUUUUCUCAUCCCAAAUGCGUGACGAUCCAUUGCCAACAGAAGCGGUCAUUGAGAAUUCAGAAUUGAAUCAAGUUAAUGAAGAAGCAGAAGUGAAUGUGCUGAAACAGCACCAGAAAUAG